AUCGAAUCAUCUUAGCUUUCGGUGUAUAUAUACAAGCGACUCACUGCUCCAACAAGUCGUUCUCUUACUUUUGUUCAUCCUUCAUAAUCCCUCAUUAGUACCAAAAAACAACAAAAUGAACAUACCAAGAAAAACCAAGUUUUCACUAACAUCAACAAUUUCGAUUUUUACCAUUUUCUUGCUAAUGCUUAAAACAACGUUAAAGGCCACCUCUCAAAAACCCCAAAUUCAUCUACAUGUCCAAAACCAUCUCCAACUUGCACAAUCCCAUUGCGAUGGCACCCUCUACACUGACCUUUGCAUCUCCACCCUCUCUAACAUCCCACACCUUCACAAGAAGUCCCUGACAGAGAUUCUCCGUUAUGUAAUCAGCGUGACAGAGGCCGAGGUACGUGCCUCGGCCACCAAUAUAUCUGGUCUCGAGUCUGUCAACCGGCACACUUUGAGCCGGUUACAGCACUUCGCGGUCAGGGACUGCCUCGAGCUCUUAGCGGACACGACAGAUGAGCUCGACACAGUCCUAGAUGAAAUGACGGGCCAAUGCGGUCCAUCCAACAAUGUAAGCAAUAUUCGCACCUACUUGAGCGCAGCCAUGACGUACCAGUAUACCUGCCUAGACGGGUUUGACGUUGGGUCUAGCAAGACACUUAGGCGGCUCAUUGAAACAGGUCUACUUAACAUCACACACCAUGUCAGCAACUCCCUAGCAAUGCUGAAUAAGAUCCGCGGGCCCCGACAUUGCAAGGACAAGACUAUGUCGUCGCCGCCUUACCAUGACGACGAUCUCCAUGAUCGCAACGGGCUGGACCGGGCCGGGCUCCCGCGCUGGAUGGAGAAGAAGGAUCGGAGGCUGUUACAGACGGCAAAACCAGCGUCACCCGGAAGUGGGACGACUACCCAAGUCGACAUUGUGGUGGCCAAGGACGGUUCUGGUAAUUUUACGACAAUUCGAGAGGCGGUGGCAGCAGCCCGAAAUUGGAGCACUACCCGGUUUGUUAUCUACAUAAAGACGGGAGCUUAUUUUGAGAAUGUGGAGGUGAAAAAGAAGAAGACCAAUAUUAUGUUCUUAGGAGAUGGAAUUGGGAAGACCGUUAUCAAGGCAAAGAGGAAUGUAGCUGAUGGAUACACCACUUUCAGGUCUGCUACUCUUGCUGUAGUUGGAGCUGGUUUCAUAGCCAAAGACCUAACAGUGGAAAACUACGCAGGGCCAGCCAAACACCAGGCAGUAGCUCUAAGAAGCGGCUCAGAUUUCUCUGCAUUUUACCGAUGCAGCUUUAUAGGCUAUCAAGACACGCUAUAUACCCACUCGUUACGACAAUUCUACCGAGAGUGUGACAUAUAUGGAACUGUAGACUUUAUAUUUGGUAACGCUGCUGUUGUAUUUCAACUCUGCAACUUAUAUGCUCGAACCCCCCUUCCGAACCAAAAAAACGUCUACACUGCUCAAAGCCGAAAAGACCCUAACCAAAACACAGGAAUUUCCAUCUUGAACUGUAAAGUCGCGCCUGCUGCUGACCUAGCAGCUAACAAGACGGCCUAUAAAACAUUCCUUGGGCGGCCAUGGAAGGACUACUCUAGGACCAUUUUUAUGCUCUCGUACAUCGACGAUGUGGUUGAUCCUGCUGGUUGGUUAGAGUGGUCAGGUGAUUUUGCACUAAGCACUCUCUAUUAUGGAGAGUACAAAAAUAGAGGGCCAGGGGCUAAUACUAGUGCCAGAGUUACAUGGCCUGGUUAUAAUGUGAUCAACAACUCUAGUGAUGCAAGCAACUUUACCGUCGGAAAAUUCAUCCUAGGAGGUGAAUGGCUUCAAUCUUAUGGUAUUCCUUACUAUCUUGAUUUGGACUAGUUAUUGAUAGGCAAAUUUGACUUGUCCUUAACAUACCAAGUUUUAGUUUUUUAAGCAAUGUUUGUUCAGUUAAUGUUAAUUUGUACUAAAGGUAACCUAUUAAGGUAUAAUUAGACCGAUUGUUUGAGUUCAUUCAAGCA
Molecule: messenger RNA, 1986 nt
Organism: Beta vulgaris subsp. vulgaris (sugar beet)
Lineage: Eukaryota; Viridiplantae; Streptophyta; Magnoliopsida; Caryophyllales; Amaranthaceae
Product: pectinesterase
Exons: 2
Coding region: 116-1846 (576 amino acids)
Biological process (GO): cell wall modification
Molecular function (GO): pectinesterase activity; pectinesterase inhibitor activity
Source: RefSeq, a predicted model, not a curated record